Nothoprocta perdicaria is the source of this 1440-nucleotide messenger RNA. It is a transcript of the gene WDR73, whose product is annotated as WD repeat domain 73. Lineage: Eukaryota; Metazoa; Chordata; Aves; Tinamiformes; Tinamidae. Gene Ontology annotation, biological process: cytoplasmic microtubule organization. The record is from RefSeq and is a predicted model, not a curated record. The coding region runs from base 23 to 1150 and encodes 375 amino acids. Gene Ontology annotation, molecular function: protein binding. The transcript is spliced from 8 exons. Gene Ontology annotation, cellular component: spindle pole; cytosol.
GUCACGGGCGCGACGCGUUGCCAUGGAGGACGAGUGGCUGCUCGAGUCCCUGCGCCUGUACGAGGCGCUCCACACGUUCGAGCUCCAGGCGCCCACGCGCGUUAUCGAAUGGGCCCGAGGGAGCCGUAUCUGCGUGGCCGGGUACGGACACUCCGGCGGGAACGAGAUCCUGCAGCUGCUGCUGCCGCCGACGCUGCAGGCGAAGGAGACCCAGGGUCUGUGUCCAGAAAGAGAUUUCAAGGUGGAAUGCGGUGGAUUUUCGAGCCGCCCGGUGUACAGCCUGAAGCACGUGCCAGACACCAGCCUGUUGGUGACAAGUGGCCCCCCAGACAGUUCCCUCCAGGUGUGGCAGGUGUCAGCAGAGGAUUCUGAUGUUAUUAAAUCUGUAAGUUCCAUUUCCACCGAAAAUGGCACGGGGCAACCUUGGGCUAAAAUUGCAGCCACUUCUGCCCGAGCCCCGUGGGUUCUUCAUGGCUCAAGGCUCAACAACGUCCAAGUUACAGAGGUUGAAUCCAAGAAAAACGUCUACGUAGCAGCCUCCAGGAGCAGCGAGGAGCUCAGCGACGUGGCCUUCCUGGACUGCAACACGCUGCUCGUGUGCUGCGCCAAGGGGCAGCUGUGCCUGGCGGACACGCGGCAGCCGCAGGGGCCCUUGGAGGCCGGGGCCGUCCCCUYGGUGCCGUGCGGCCAGCGGUGGUGCAUGGGGGUCAGGCACGGCCCCCCAGGCCCUGCCCCGAGCUCCCGGCCCGUAGCUCGCCUCUCGAGCGCAGGGCAGCUCACGCUGACGGACCUAAGGAAGGUCUCCGAGCCCCUGGCCUGGGCCAAGUGCAGUGUCUCCUCUCCCAGCCCGAGCGCCGAGUUCCUGUGUGUCUCUUGGGCUCCUGCUCUAGAAGGCUGCCUUGCCGUUUCAGGUUUUGAUGGGACCGUACACGUCUAUGACACCCGGAGCUGGGAUGGCUCCGGCAGGGAAGCAGAGCCGCUCUUCGUCCACAAAGGCCACGUGUUCGGCGGACCCGAUGGCAGCGAAGGCCCUCCCGUGGUCACAGCGCACACGUGGCACCCCCAGAAACCCCGGACUUUGUUGUCAGCGGCCAGCGAUGGCUCCCUGCACAUUUGGGACUGGGUUCAGGCUCGUGAGAGCUGUGGGUAGAGGAAAUUUUGGGUGAGCCUCAGGGUGUUUCCUGUCGACGGUCUAGCCCGCACACGCCGCGAGAUUCCUGUUUACUUACAGAUGUAGCUAGCAGGCCCAAGUGUAACAGAUACUAUUUUAUACAGUCAGAAUUUUGAUUGUGUCACUUGUUCAGAUUGUAGCUGUGUGUAAGAGCCUGUAACGCCGAGGGCAUCUACCAGCAGAGAACACUGUGCCCUCGUGUUGUCAUGGGCCUACAGAGCGUGUGCUGUAGUGUUCACAAGCAGGAACUCUAAGAAAAGAGUCAUAGA